CAUUGGGUGGAUACAGGGGCGGACUGACCAUUUGGAAACCCGGACACUGCCCGAGGGCCCGGGGUCAGUAGGGGGGCCCAUGAGAUGCCCCUGGUACCUUUUUCAUAGGCUUUUUUGAGUUUGGGCAAGGACACAGGGGCCCCAUGAUCCCCUAUUGCCCAGGGGCCCCAUGAGUUGUCAGUCCACCCCUGGUCCGCCCCUGCACUCACCUGUCCCUCAAUCCCACUCUGUCCGCUCUGCAGCCUGUCUCACAGCUUGCAGAUUCACAGCCGGGUGCCCA
Molecule: messenger RNA, 280 nt
Organism: Staurois parvus
Lineage: Eukaryota; Metazoa; Chordata; Amphibia; Anura; Ranidae
Source: the annotation of a GenBank genome assembly